CACUGAUGUGAACAGCCGUGCACACUGAGAAGGUAAACGGCGGCAACCAAAAUAGAAAGAAAAGCCCAACUGAUAGGCGUUGUAAGAAACAGAAUUUUCUAUACGUAUGUCUUUAUUGCUAUGUCCAAGCGCAACAAUAUAACCUACGUGAAGCCACAGGAACCCAGUUUUUUGGCCAAACUUAAGGCGGAGAUCGGCUACAAGGAGGGGCCCACCGUCGAAACAAAGCGCCAAAAACUAGAGGAUCUGGAUCAGGAGGACUACGAUUCCAGUGAGGAGCGACCUGAGCGUGAAGACGAAAAGCCACAAAUUGUGGUCCUAACGCGUGGGGAUCUCACGGCUGAUGAGGUGGCCCUCGAGCAGCAGCGCAUAGCGAAAGAAGAAGCUGAGAGGCCAGCGGAUUUGAGCCAACCGAUUGUGUUUAAGCAGCGGGUUAAGCAGCCCAAAAUCCAAACUGAGGACCAAACAGAGAAAUCGGAGAAGCCGCAGAAAUCGAAGGAUAAAAAAAGCAAAAAGUCAAAGUCGAGCAGCAGCAAAUUGUCGUUCAACGAGGACGAGGAGGACGCCGAGGCUGGCGAGGAUUGAAAUCUAUAAGAAUUUCAACA
Drosophila arizonae is the source of this 605-nucleotide messenger RNA. RefSeq lists its product as uncharacterized. The record is from RefSeq and is a predicted model, not a curated record. NCBI's taxonomy places the organism in Eukaryota, Metazoa, Arthropoda, Insecta, Diptera, Drosophilidae.